This is a messenger RNA of Plasmopara halstedii, 1386 nucleotides long. RefSeq names its product argininosuccinate lyase. The coding region runs from base 1 to 1386 and encodes 461 amino acids. The record is from RefSeq and is a predicted model, not a curated record. NCBI's taxonomy places the organism in Eukaryota, Oomycota, Peronosporomycetes, Peronosporales, Peronosporaceae. Gene Ontology annotation, cellular component: cytosol. Gene Ontology annotation, molecular function: argininosuccinate lyase activity. The transcript has a single exon.
AUGACAGAUGCACCAAGUGUGACUAAGAAGCUUUGGGGCGGUCGCUUUCGAGGCGAUGUGGACCCCGUAAUGAGUAAAUUUAAUGAGUCUUUGUCUGUGGACAAACGCAUGUGGCGCGUUGAUCUGGACGGAAGUCAGGCUUACGCGCGCGCCUUGGGAAAGAGCGGUGUGCUGACGACAAAUGAGGCAGACGAGAUCAUAGCUGGCUUGGACAAAGUUGGUGAAGAGUGGGCGGCUGGCACUUUCGAGUCGAAGGAUGGAGACGAAGAUAUACAUACGGCCAACGAACGCCGUCUCACUGAGCUUAUCGGUGCCGUGGGCGGCAAGUUGCACACGGGCCGCAGUCGAAACGACCAGGUGGCGACAGAUGUGCGUCUGUAUCUGAAGCGCACGAUCGUUGAUAUCCAGUGCGGCCUAAAGGAGCUCAUCGGUACAGCUAACCAACUGGCUGAGAACAACAUUGACCUGCUUAUGCCUGGCUUCACGCAUCUGCAGCCGGCUCAGCCACUGCGAUUCUCGCACUGGGUUUUAAGCCAUUGCGCCGCACUGCUUCGUGAUGCAGAUCGUCUAAACGAUCUUACUAAGCGCGUUGAUUAUAUGCCUCUCGGCAAUGGUGCACUCGCCGGCAACUCGUUUAGUCUGGACCGGGAAGCUUUGGCUAAAUCUCUUGGCUUUGCCAACGUAACACCCAACAGCAUAGACGGGGUGUGCGACCGCGACUUUAUCGCUGAGUUCCUGUUUUGGGCUUCUUUGUUUAUGGUUCAUCUUUCACAAUUAUCAGAGGAUCUCAUUAUCUACAACACUCUUAAGUUUGUGACCAUGGCCGAUGCCUAUAGCACGGGUAGUUCGCUAAUGCCGCAGAAGAAAAAUCCAGAUGCGCUCGAGCUGCUAAGAGGCAAAAGUGGCACUGUAUUGGGUCGUCUGAAUGGUUUUCUUGUCACUCUCAAGGGCCUGCCACGCUCGUACAACAAGGAUUUACAGGAGGACAAGACGGCACUGUUCGACGUCGUGGACAUCAUCACAGACUGCCUGCAGAUUGCUACCGGUGUGUUAGCCACUAUGACCCCGCAAGGCGACAAGAUGCGAAGCUUUCUCGUCACAGAGAUGCUGGCCACAGAUUUGGCCGAAUAUCUAGUGCGCAAAGGAGUUCCUUUUCGCGAGACUCAUCACGUUGCGGGAGCUGCCGUGCGUUUGGCCGAGGACAAGAACGUGCCACUGUCUGCCCUAACAUUCAAGGAGCUGUCCACCCUUCACCCCAAAUUCGAGGAGGAUGUAUUGGAAGUCUGGGACUUUGACGCUAGCGUCGAGCGCAAGAACGUUACAGGUGGAACCAGCAAGAGCGCUGUGCUGAAACAAAUUGCUGAUAUUAAAGCACGGCUCGCUUGA